Messenger RNA from Hansenula anomala, 1608 nucleotides. RefSeq lists its product as uncharacterized. The transcript has a single exon. The record is from RefSeq and is a predicted model, not a curated record. Bases 1 to 1608 code for a protein of 535 amino acids. Lineage: Eukaryota; Fungi; Ascomycota; Saccharomycetes; Phaffomycetales; Wickerhamomycetaceae.
AUGUCGUCCUCAUCGUCUUCAGCUUCUUCUACAACAUCGCUUUCGCUGCUGUCGUCAGCACGUUCCAAAGAUUCAAGCUCGGCGGUUGCUCCUCCACACAUUAGAUACCAAACUUCACCACUUUCCAACAUGAGCUCGAUCGAAUACCAACAACAACAUCAACAAGAAUCAAACAAUAACAUCACCAAUACCAACACUGCUGGAGAUUCUUCAUCUCAAAUGGACUACUUGGAAUACCUUCAAAAACAGCCUUGUCAUCCACCAACAUAUUCCGCGGCUAAUGCGUCACGGAACAUCAGGUAUCCAAUCUAUGAACAAGUUGAAACUCAUCAGCUACCAGAUUACUCACCUUCAAUCAACCAAGUGGCUCUAGUAUUGAGAAAAGUUGAAUGGUUAUCACCUUAUGAACCUUCACCUAUCAGAAGUUGGAAGAAUUUGGUUAUGGAGUUGAACUCCACACAGUUGAAUUUUUACUCAAUAGAUAACUUACCAUUAUUACAUCGUGUGAAGAAGUCUAAAACAAAGAAGUAUUAUGAGUUCACUCCAAUAGAGAAUGAUUUCAUUUUGAAUGCUGUCAAGAAAAAACCUGGUGAUUAUUUAACAACAAAGAGAUUAGUCAAGUCAUAUUCUUUACAAUUUGCUAAGUUUGGUUUACCUGUUGAUUACAAGAAAAAGAAUAAUUGCUUAAGGGUUCGUGCGGAAACUGAACAAUUUAUCAUUCAUUUCCAUUCUAUUGAUGAGAUGAUUAGUUGGUCGAAUUACUUAUCUGUUGGUAUCAAUGUUAGUUUGGAUAUUGACACAAGACCAAUGCCUUCUGAUCGUACAGUUCCAAGAAGAAGAAGAAAUAGAAGAUGCUCAAGCUCUAAUAGAAAUAGAAGCUAUUCUGAUUCAGAAUUGAUUAGAAGAGAGUUGACACCAACUAAAAGAAGAUCAAGUUUUUCAGGUGAAUCUUCAAUAAGGAAUAAAAUUUCAAGAAUAUUCAACAGGAAGAAGUCAAAUCCAUCAAGUUUUGAUAUUGAAGAAUUGUCUAAAUCUUUCCAACAAUCAUCACUAACAUCAUCUACUACACCAUCUUCAUCAAGUUCAAUUCCAACUUCGCAACAUGAACGUUCUGCUUCAUUACCAAAUAGUACAUCACUAGAAUCAUCAAGUGAGCCCGUUUCAAGAUCUCCUACUGAUGAGGCUGAAUCUAUUCGUAAUGAAAUGACAACAAUCAGAGAAGAAGAAGAGGAAGGUGAAGCUAAUUCUGUUCAUGAAUUACAUGAUGAGGAAGAUGAUGAAUCGGAUGAAGAUGAAGAUGAUCUUUCAAUCCACCAUACAAAUCAAUCAGCUGCUGACAUGUUAUUCAAUGACUAUCAAUUCAAUUUCCAUGAAAAGAUUUGGAAACCUGAACAUAAAAUCAUGACUAGAAGAAAAUUCCUUAAAGAUUCAUUGCGUUGUAUUAAAUUAUUACCAGGUGAUGAAGAAUGGGUUGGGAAAUGUCUUGUUAGAUCUUCAAACCCUCCAAAAUUUGAAACUUCAAAUCAAAUAAAAUCCAAGAGUUCAAAAAAUAAAUUUGUCAAAGAAUAUAUUGUUGGUCCUCAAGGUUUAGUUUCUGUUUGUGUUUGA